Tachysurus vachellii is the source of this 3449-nucleotide messenger RNA. RefSeq names its product coenzyme Q8A, genome duplicate a (gene coq8aa). NCBI's taxonomy places the organism in Eukaryota, Metazoa, Chordata, Actinopteri, Siluriformes, Bagridae. Gene Ontology annotation, cellular component: extrinsic component of mitochondrial inner membrane. Gene Ontology annotation, biological process: ubiquinone biosynthetic process. The transcript has 15 exons. The record is from RefSeq and is a predicted model, not a curated record. Gene Ontology annotation, molecular function: kinase activity. Bases 130 to 1977 code for a protein of 615 amino acids.
GGCGGGUCUAUAACGGAUACACAAACACAAACACCAUACUUGACCUAACUCAUUGGCCGCAGCGAGAAGGAAAGUGCGCGUGCUGUCGGAACGUGUGUGUUCAACUCGUGCAGACUGACUUUUACUGCCAUGGCGACCGACAUCGUCCUGCUGGUGAAGGGUCUGGCGAAGCUGAGCCAGGCAGUGCUCGAGACCCAGGCGAGCUCUUUGAGCCGCGGAGGAGCCAUGACGGCAGAGCAGGCCAUGAGCGUGGCUAUGCAGAAAAUACAGGAGUUUACAGGCCAGAAGCAGAGCACCACCGACUUCAGCUCAGGGUUAGAUGAUCAGUACGCUUUCUCCAGUGAGGAGGGUUACGGCGAAGGAGUGAUGCAGAGAGAGCAGCGUGACGACACCUCCACAGACGCCGGAGUGGAAAGCACUGGAACGUCUCAGAACUCGCCGUUCAAAUCCAAGGUGUUCGAUCGCUAUCAGGAUCCGACGAAGCAGUUCACAGGGACUCGCUCGUAUCACCAGGAUCACUCGUCUGUAGGCGGACUCACGGCCAAAGACAUCAACAAGGCUCGGGAGGCCAAGCGGAGCAUCAGCAAACCACAUAAACAAAUGCUGAGUGAAAGAGCGAGAGAGCAAAAGGUUCCUGUGACACGGCUUGGAAGACUGGCUAAUUUUGGAGGCCUCGCAGUGGGUCUUGGCAUUGGAGCGCUGGCUGAAGUGGCCAAGAAAAGCCUGCGUCCAGAGGAAAAGAACGGAGACAAAAAGGCGGUUUUGGACUCCAGCCCUUUCCUGUCUGAGGCCAACGCAGAGCGAAUCGUCAGGACGCUGUGUAAAGUGCGUGGCGCGGCGCUCAAACUGGGGCAGAUGCUCAGCAUUCAGGACGACGCUUUCAUCAAUCCUCACUUGGCAAAGAUCUUUGAGCGUGUUCGUCAGAGCGCAGACUUCAUGCCCAUCAAGCAAAUGAUGAAAGCUCUGAAUAAUGACCUGGGCCCAAACUGGAGGGACAAACUGGAGAUGUUUGAGGAGAGACCCUUCGCUGCUGCCUCCAUCGGACAGGUUCAUCUGGCCAGAAUGAAGGAUGGACGAGAAGUAGCUAUGAAGAUCCAGUACCCCGGGGUCGCACAGAGUAUCAACAGUGAUGUGAACAACCUGAUGACGGUUCUUAGCAUGAGCAACGCUCUGCCUGAAGGUCUGUUUCCAGAGCAUUUGAUUGAAGUGAUGCGACGAGAGCUGGUGCUGGAGUGUGAUUAUAUCCGGGAGGCAGAGUGUGCCCGCAAAUUCAAGAAGCUCUUGAAAGAUCAUCCCUUCUUCUACGUGCCUGAAGUGAUUGACGAGCUAAGCAGCCAGCAUGUUCUUACCACUGAGAUGGCCCAAGGCUUCCCUCUGGAUCAGGCUGAGGGACUCACACAGGAGCUCAAAAACGAGAUUUGUAAGAACAUUCUAGUUCUCUGCCUGAGAGAACUCUUUGAAUUUCAGUACAUGCAAACAGACCCCAACUGGUCCAACUUCCUGUAUGACCCACAAACCCACAAGAUUGCUUUGUUGGACUUCGGUGCAACCCGAGGCUUCGAUGAAAGUUUCACAGACCUCUAUAUAGAGAUCAUUAAAUCAGCUGCAAAUGGGGACAGAGAAGGUGUAUUGAAGCAAUCGAAAAAUAUGAAGUUCCUCACUGGAUUUGAGUCUAAGGCGAUGCAGAACGCCCAUGUGGAUGCAGUGAUGAUUCUGGGUGAAGCGUUCGCCUCUGAUGAGCCGUUCAAUUUCGGAGCUCAGAGCACAACAGAGCGCAUCCACAGUCUCAUCCCCGUCAUGCUGAAGCAACGGCUCACGCCUCCUCCUGAGGAAACCUACUCGCUGCACCGUAAGAUGGGUGGCUCCUUCCUCAUCUGCUCACGCCUGAACGCCAAGCUGAGCUGCAAAUACAUGUUUCAGCAGGCGUACAGCAACUACUGGAGCAAACGGCAGAAGGUGUCCGGCCAUCAGCACUAAGCUGAUCACGUGAGUCAGGAGUCGGUGGUGCAGCUCAGUGUCUAAUGAGUUUUUAACGCUUUUUAGGCUCAGGCUACUAAUCCUGCUGAGUCUGAAUCAUAGAUUCGGUUGAUUCUGGUUUAGGGAUUUUACUAUCUAUAAUUAUGUCUUGUCCUAUUCUGACGGCAUUCCCACGCUGUCCACCAGAGGGGUUUAAUGACUAUGUUAAACGUGCCUACACCAUGUGACUUUUUAUGAUAGGGACAUUUUACUGUAACAGAAUACAGCAGACGUGAAUAGAGUUGUAUAUUUGAACUAUUCCAGCAGGUUGUGCGUUUUGUUUUCUGAAUGAUGUUUGAUUUUUGUAGCUCCAGACAUGGGGUCUACAUCAAACACUAGAUUUAUUUUCUUUCCAGAAUGUGUGAAUCUUGCAUAAAAAUAAAAGGUAUGUCCCAAAUCGCACAACUACUUUGGUACUAUUCUACACCAUUGUGUAUAAAUAGAGUGAGUCGUGAAAUAUUCAAGAAAAAGAAAUGCACUUCAAAUACUUGGUUGAGUCACUUAUUCCAGUGUGGAAUGUUGAACACUUUGUGCACUUGACACCCGCCGCUUUUGCUUAAGUAGCGAAAGAGUGGUGGAGGCUACACGGAGUUGAUGCUAGACAUCUUACAAGAAGUCUCUGUUAAAUUAGCUCACUCUGCGUAAAGAAUCUUUCAGAAUUUUUAAAAAAUAUUCUGCAAAAACCAGCCGUGUCACAUUACGUGACUUUAAAAAAAGGCAACAUGUUUAAUAAACAGUGUUCCAUUUGAGACGGUGCAACUCUCAUAAUCUCCAGACACUAGAGACUAGAGCAGGGGCGCCACUAAGGGGGGAACAGUUAGUACGAUUCUAAGGGCCCACGUACUUUUGGGGCCCCCAGAGGCUUGUAUGUUUGUUGCGAAAUGGGUGUUAGGGGGCCCAGUCUCAUUUUCUUUCAUAGGGCCCAAAAUUGCUAGUGGCGCCUCUGGACGAGUAGUGUACAUACGGCAUUGUUUAAGUAAAUAGUGUAUAGGGUAGGAUGUCAUUUGGAACGCAGCUAGAGUCAGGACCAGGCCGAGGCUCUACAGAGGGGAAAGAUAUUCUCAACACGCACACAUUUGGCCAGUAAUGUUAAAAGAAAAAGAAAAAAAAAUCUAUUUUUGUACCCUUUAGAAACCUACAAGUGUUUUGAGUGUUUAUUAUUAUUAUUAUUAUUAUUUUUUUUUUUGCAAUUUGCCUAUGUAACAAUUCUGAAAUAUUAAUCGAUUAGCCUGUCUGGUUUUCAUUUUAACUCCCUGAUUAAUUUAUAAAGGACAAAUGAUUGCAAGUGACUGAAAUGUUUGAUGUGUAGUAAAUAAUGUGCCUAUAAUUCUGGGAUUUUUUUUUUUUCAUUUUUACUAGAAACUAAACUCUCUGGGCAAUCAGUUUUUAAUAUUUUUUUUCCAGUUGUAUUGAUAAAAAGAUUUCUAUGCAAA